Molecule: messenger RNA, 1593 nt
Organism: Hyla sarda
Lineage: Eukaryota; Metazoa; Chordata; Amphibia; Anura; Hylidae
Product: gastrula zinc finger protein XlCGF26.1-like
Exons: 3
Coding region: 1-1437 (478 amino acids)
Biological process (GO): regulation of immune system process; negative regulation of transcription by RNA polymerase II; regulation of cytokine production
Source: RefSeq, a predicted model, not a curated record
AUGCGUUCUUUGUGGCCUCAUUGUUGUAGCAGGAGAUCAGAGGAGAAUCUUAUAUCUUCAGAUUAUAAAGCAGAUGAUGAUAUCACACAAGAUACAUAUGAAGAACAUUCCAUUAUCCCAGAUACACCCUCAGCCCUUCACAGCCAAGAUCUGUCAUCUCAUCCUUAUAUACAGGUCCUGUAUUCUCAGUCAUCACAGGAUGUUCACCAAAAUAAAGGUCACAGAAGGGAUGUUGGGCAUCAACAAGCUCAUACAGUAUUUAAACUAUAUUCAUGCUUAGAAUGUGGGAAAUGUUAUAUUUCUAAAUCAGAGUUUGUUGUACAUCAAAGAACUCACACAGGAGAGAAGCCAUUUUUAUGCUCAGAAUGUGGGAAAUGUUUUACUUCUAAAUCAGUUCUUGUUAAACAUAAAAAAACUCACACAGAAGAGAAGCCGUUUUCAUGUUCAGAAUGUGGGAAAUGUUUUACUUUUAAAUCACAUCUUGUUAGACAUCAAAUAACUCACACAGGAGAGAAGCCAUUUUCAUGUGCAGAAUGUGGGAAAUGUUUUACUCUCAAACCAAAUCUUUAUAAACAUCAAAUAACUCACACAGGAGAGAAGCCAUUUUCAUGUUCAGAAUGUGGUAAAUGUUAUACUGAGAAAGCAAAUCUUGUUUACCAUCAAAGAACUCACACAGGGGAGAAGCCAUUCUCAUGUGCAGAGUGUGGAAAAUGUUUUGCUAAGAAAUCAAUUCUUGGUGAACAUAAACGAACUCACACAGGGGAGAAGCCAUUUCCAUGUGCAGAAUGUGGGAAAUGUUUUACUCAGAAAUCAAGUCUUGUUAAACAUCAAAGAGAUUGUGCAGGGAAGAAGCAAUAUUCAUGUUCAGUAUGUGGAAAAUGUUUUACUUCUAAAUCAAGUCUUGUUGAACAUCAGAGAACUCACACAGGGGAUAAACCAUUUUUAUGUUCAGAAUGUGGAAAAUGUUUUACUUUUAAAUCACGGCUUGUUAGACAUCAGAGAAUUCACACAGGAGAGAAGCCAUUUGUAUGUUCAGAAUGUGGAAAAUAUUUUACUCAGAGAUCACAUCUGUCUGAACAUCAAAAAAUUCAUAUUGGAGAGAAGCCAUUUUCAUGUUCAGAAUGUGGUAAAUGUUUUACUCAGAGAUCACAUCUGUCUGAACAUCAAAAAAUUCAUAUUGGAGAGAAGCCAUUUUCAUGUUCAGAAUGUGGAAAAUGUUUUACUCAGAGAUCACAUCUGUCUGAACAUCAAAAAAUUCAUAUUGGAGAGAAGCCAUUUUUAUGCUCAGAAUGUGGAAAAUGUUUUACUUCCAAAUCAUGGCUUGUUCAACAUCAGAGAACCCACACAGGAGAGAAGCCAUAUUCAUGUGCAGAAUGUGGAAAAUGUUUUACUCGAAAGGCAAGUCUUCUUAUACACCAAAGAACGCACACAAAGUAGCCUUCUAACUUGUCAAAUUGUACAAAAACUACAACAUUGCAGUCAAAGUCACAAGAGACAUCAAUUUAGAGCAAUAAAUUUACAUGGGAAAAGUAGAAGUAUUCCAAAAAAUGUCUGAUAUACAAAAUGCAAACAGAAUCCAAAUAACACAUCUGU